Arachis stenosperma is the source of this 1158-nucleotide messenger RNA. RefSeq lists its product as uncharacterized. NCBI's taxonomy places the organism in Eukaryota, Viridiplantae, Streptophyta, Magnoliopsida, Fabales, Fabaceae. The record is from RefSeq and is a predicted model, not a curated record. The coding region runs from base 1 to 1158 and encodes 385 amino acids. The transcript has a single exon.
AUGGAGUUACCCUUGGACCAUCCUCAACGGAAAGAGGGAUUAGUUUGCAAGCUCACAAGGUCUUUGUAUGGUCUGAGACAAGCUUCACGGCAAUGGUUUACCAAAUUCUGUACCACUCUCCUCAGCCACGGAUUCACACAAUGCAAACAGGAUUACUCUCUAUUUGCUUUGGGUGAAGGCGAUGCGACUACUUUCCUCAUUGUUUAUGUGGAUGAUAUCAUCAUAGCUGCUCCCAAGCAAGAGAUGGUUGACAACGUUAAACUGAAACUUCAAUCAAUUUUCAAGCUCAAAAUCUUGGGUGACCUCAAGUUUUUUCUGGGUUUAGAACUUGCACACUCUAAAGCUGGCAUCGCGCUUACUAAAAGAAAGUAUGCGUUGUCGUUAUUGGAAGAGACAGGUUACUUAGGAUGUAAGCCUGCCACCACGCCUAUGGAUGCAAAUAUGAAACUUCGAGCUGAUGAAGACGAUCCCGUACCUGACCCAUCCCACUAUAGAAGGCUGAUUGGCCGCCUCAUGUACUUAACAAUUUCCAGACCAGACAUUACCUUCGCAGUAGUGAAAUUGGCCCAGUUUAUGUCCGGCCCGCGCCUUCCCCAUUUGAAUGCCACUCAUCAGGUCAUUCGUUACUUGAAAGCUGCAUCGGGACAAGGGCUCCUUUUCUCCUCUAAGUCCAAAUUCAAUCUCACCAUGUACACUGAUGCGGAUUGGGGGGGCUGUUUAGAUACAAGGCGAUCCACCACUGGGUAUUGCACUUUUUUGGGUGAUUCUCUGAUAUUGUGGAAGAGUAAGAAACAAGAUGUGGUUUCCAGAAGCUCAACCGAGGCUGAAUAUCGGGCAUUGGCAAAUGCUGCUUGUGAGGUCCUCUCGCUCAUGGCCUUGCUAAAAUUCAUGCACAUUGAGGUCCACUCAGCCAUGGUUUUUUGCGACAACAUCUCGGCUAUUCAGAUGUCUACCAAUCCAACAUUACAUGAGAGGUCCAAACAUAUCAAAAUCGACUACCACUUUAUUCGAGAAAAAGUCGCUUCUGGAAUCAUCAAGCUGGUGCAUGUUCCAAGCAAACAUCAACUUGCGGAUAUCCUCACUAAAGCACUCCCUGCACCUCAAUUUCAGUAUCUCAUGGCCAAGUUGGGAACAUACAACAUGUAUGCUCCAACUUGA